AUGCAGGGGGGCUGGGCGGUGCUGCUGCUGCUGGGCCUGGCCGGGUCCGUGCCCUGGGCCACGGCGCAGGGCCCGGGCCUGAGCCACACCGAGGCCUUGGCCAUCGCCAUCGCCAACUACAACCAGGACUCGGCCGAGGAGAACGUGUUCCGGCUCCUGUCGGCCGAGCCCCAGCCGGAGUGGGACGCGGACUUGGGGACUCCACAGGUGCUGAACUUCACCAUCCAGGAGACGGUGUGCCCCAAGGCGGAGAGCCCCUCCCCAGAGCAGUGCGACUUCAAAGCGGAUGGGCUGGUGAAAGACUGUUUGGGCUCCGUCUCCACUGGAGAGGGACCUCCGGCUGUGGUUGUCACGUGUGAGCCCAAGGAUGGGACCAUCCGCACCAAGAGGUCAUGGAGGAGAGUCGGCAGAACCCUAGGGCGGAUCCUGAGGGCCAAAUGGAAAAUCAAGAUCAACGUUGAAUUGGGAAACUGA
Molecule: messenger RNA, 474 nt
Organism: Tachyglossus aculeatus (Australian echidna)
Lineage: Eukaryota; Metazoa; Chordata; Mammalia; Monotremata; Tachyglossidae
Product: lutzicidin-like
Exons: 4
Coding region: 1-474 (157 amino acids)
Biological process (GO): antimicrobial humoral immune response mediated by antimicrobial peptide; defense response to Gram-positive bacterium; defense response to Gram-negative bacterium
Cellular component (GO): extracellular region
Molecular function (GO): lipopolysaccharide binding
Source: RefSeq, a predicted model, not a curated record